UUCCCUCUCAUCCUCUCGCGCUCAUACACUGGGUACCACCAGACGAGGUCGAAAUUGGCACGGAGCAUAUCUAUUUGCCCCAUGCUGGUAUGUUCGAAUUGUUUUUACAUUGUAAACACUGGAUAUAGGUUAUUUCUUCGAAAUAUUUAAGGACCACAAAGCCCAAAUCUGGAGCCCUGCGCUCUCUCUCUCUUCUCAAAGUCUGGCACCUAGUAUCCAACCCCUCUACUUCAUACCUACAGUACACUCUGAACUCUCCCUCUCUUUCUGUCUCUCUGUCUAUCUCUCUCUCCGCCGACCCCCUCCCAGCUCCCCCCUCAGCAUCCCUGAUGCGUAAGAACACUAAGGUGACGCAGCGUGAGCAUACCAGUGAGCAUGUCACAGAGUCGGUGGCAGACCUGCUCGCUCACGAAGCGCCGCUCGACUACAAGAACAGUUCUCUGAAUGUUGGAGGGUUACCCGGGAAGAAGAUUGUUCUCGAGCCCCCCGAGAACGAUGGCCGCCCAGCCUGGAACAGCAAACUUCAGUACAUUCUGGCCCAGGUGGGCUUCUCUGUGGGGCUAGGAAACGUCUGGCGCUUCCCUUACCUGUGCCAAAAGAAUGGAGGAGGUGCCUAUCUGGUUCCGUAUUUCAUCCUCCUCAUCCUCAUCGGCGUCCCGCUCUUCUUCCUGGAGCUAGCGGUGGGCCAGAAGAUCCGACGUGGGAGCAUCGGGGUGUGGAACUACGUGUGCCCCCAACUGGGUGGGAUAGGGGUGUCCAGUCUAAUGGUGUGUGGCUUUGUGGGGCUCUACUACAACGUCAUCAUCGGCUGGAGCAUCUUCUACUUCUUCCAGUCCUUCCAGUACCCACUGCCAUGGGCCGAAUGCCCUAUCAGGAGGAAUGGAUCAUUAGCCAUCGUGGAGCCUGAGUGUGAGAAAAGCUCGGCCACCACCUACUUCUGGUACCGCCAGACUCUGAACACCACCAGCACCAUCGCAGACAGCGGCGGCCUGAACGUCAAGAUGACCCUGUCUCUGCUGGUGGCCUGGAUCAUCGUCUGCCUAGCUGUCAUCAGAGGCAUUGCGUCCUCCGGGAAGGUGAUGUACUUCAGCUCGCUGUUUCCCUACGUGGUGCUCUUCUGUUUCCUGGUGAGAGGUUUGCUGUUGAAGGGUGCUGUCGAUGGCAUUGCACACAUGUUCACUCCCAAGCUGGAGAAGAUGCUGGAGCCCCAGGUGUGGAGGGAGGCAGCCACCCAGGUGUUCUUUGCCCUGGGCCUGGGCUUCGGUGGAGUGAUUGCCUUCUCCAGCUACAACAAGAUAGACAACAACUGCCACUUUGACGCCGUGCUCGUCUCCUUCAUCAACUUUGUCACCUCCAUCCUGGCUACUCUGGUGGUGUUCGCCGUGCUGGGCUUCAAGGCAAACCUCAUGAACGAGAAGUGUGUCAUGGAGAAUGGAGAGAAGAUCCUUGGCUACCUGAACUCUAACGUCCUGAGUCAUGACCUCAUUCCGCCACACGUGAACUUCUCCCAGCUGUCCACCGUAGACUACGCUGAGAUAUACGCCGUCAUCAAGACGGUGAAGGAGGGCAGCUUCGCCGAGCUGAGCCUGGACCCCUGUGUCCUGGAGGAUGAGCUUAACAAGUCUGUGCAAGGUACAGGCUUGGCUUUUAUUGCCUUCACCGAGGCCAUGACUCAUUUCCCAGCCUCUCCCUUCUGGUCUGUCAUGUUCUUCUUCAUGCUCAUCAACCUGGGCCUGGGCAGUAUGAUCGGCACCAUGACAGGCAUCACCACGCCGGUCCUCGACACCUACAAAGUCCAGAAGGAGCUCUUCACAGUGUGCUGCUGCAUCAUAGCCUUUUUCUGUGGCCUCCUCUUCGUCCAGCGCUCUGGGAACUACUUUGUCACCAUGUUUGAUGACUACUCCGCUGGUCUGCCUCUCACUGUCGUGGUCAUCCUGGAGAAUGUGUCAGUGGCCUGGAUCUACGGCACCAAGAGGUUUAUGCAGGACCUGGAGGACAUGUUGGGUUUCCGGCCCCACGCCUUCUAUUUCUACAUGUGGAAGUACGUCUCCCCUUGUUGUCUCAUCGUUCUCAUCACAGCCACCGUUAUCGAGAUGGUCAUCAGCCCGCCAGGGUACAAUGCAUGGGUAGAAGAACUGGCUCAGGAGCGUUUCCAGAGCUACCCUCCCUGGGCAUUGGCCAUGUGCUUCUCCCUCAUUGUGGUGGCCAUGCUUCCUCUCCCCGUCGUCUUCAUCGCCCGCUAUUUCAACCUGAUGUCCGACGGCUCCAACAAGCUGUCUGUCUCCUAUCGCAAGAGCAUGAUGAAGGACAUCUCCAACCUGGAAGAGGUGGACGAGGCGCGCUCCAUCCUGGGCAAAAACCCAGGAGAGACGCCCUCGCCUAAGCCCCCAUCCCAAGCCUACCUCGGCCCCCCCGGCACCAACCCCCUGGAAAACCCUAACUCCCUGUCCCCCAACAGCUGCUACGGGACAAGCUACCAGAACGCCAUCAGCCCACAACCUCCACCACCCCUAUCACCCCCACCACCACUGAGUUCAACUCAUGAUCACUGUCCAUCUUCUUCAUGUCCCUCCCCUAGCCUGACCCUAGAUCCCUAACUAUCUCUCCCUCCUAGGCCAUCUCACCCUCAACCCUAUGUAGUCUCACCACCAGGGGGUGCUGCAGCGCUUCCCAAAACUCCACAACCACCACCCUCACCCACUCAGUGACCCUUAUCGCAGGACACCCCUCUCCCUUCCCCCCCAGCCCCAGAGGUUAGAGUUUACUGCAGCAGAGGUGACUGCCACACAGGCUUCUGCUUUGACAAUGAACUACAUGUUCAGGUGUCUGGGAUGUUGCAGUGGUAUGUAUCAAUCCCUACUGGAGGGUAUGCAAUGCUGAACAUCCAGUAUGUUUUGGUCUAGAUCAGGGAUCCCUAAAAGGUGGCCCGCGGGUGAUUUCAUUUUGCCCCCCAAUUUUUAUAAACAAACAUGUUCAUUGUUGGACAUAAAAUCAUCAGGAAAUCAGCUUAAAGAAAUAUGUUCCUAAAUAUUCCCACGGAAAAAUAGAGAGGCAUAUGUGAUCGUAUCCCAAUGUAAUCAAGGUUUGAAAUGAUUCUGUUUUUGUCAAAUACUAUAUCUGUUUGGGAUUCUUGUGGUCAAUUUGCAGUGUACAAAUAAUUUCUAACUAUGUUCCGGCUCCCCGACCAUCCACUCAAGGAAGAGCCGACCCACGGCUGAAUGUAAUUGGGGAAACCUGGUCUAGAUGUUUUUAGAGUGGUAGUUGAAGAGGCUCAAUAGAGAUGGACCCAAUAAAUGUUUUUUUCUUCCCCUCACGCAUAUUGAUAGGUAAUAAUAAUGACACUAUAAAGUACGAGAUUGACAGUAACCUAAUAACCUCAUAACAGGUUAACAUUUGCAUAAUAUUUGGCCUCUAGGGAGUGUUAUAUGGUCUGCUUUUCAUGCUUAUUAUAGACAGAGGUCAGGGGAAUGUAGAGGAACCUCAUAUUUACAUUGCCAUUAAGUGACAACUGAAUGUGAGUAGCUAUAUAUGCUUGUUGCAGGUUUGAAGCCUUUUAAGCAUUGCAGUGUCCGUCCUCUAUACCAUAUUAUAGCCAUAGAGUGUGGUUAUGCUUUACCUUUAUUUUAUGUGGAACAUUUCCUUGUAAUUUAGUGUGCCACUGAAGCACUUGAGUGAACCGCUGCUCUUGACACACCUCCUUUCGCUUCAAUGCAAUACCUGCUUCAGCUAAAACUGUUUAGAGGCAGGAACAAUAUUGUUUGCAGUCUAGAGGGCUUUGUAAAGCCACUGUCUUCAUUGUCUAUUUGCUAGUUUCGGGUUGGGGGGGAGGGGGGGGGGUAAUAAAGGCCCAGUUCUAUGUGUAGGAGUUAUAUAAUGUUACUUCAGGCCACGCAUAGCUGGUGUAUUAGAAACUUCAGUACCUCCACCAAAGAGUGAAAACUAGAUAUUAAGGACAUACCGUCGACUACAUCCUGUACAUACACCAUAGAAAUUCAUGAACAGAUCACCAUCAAUUUCAGAGGAGGAAUACAGGCAGAAAUGCACUGUAUAAUGUGCUGCUAUUGAUGUAGAAGCUGAAAGAAGAAUAGUUCAGUCAGAAUUUUAAAUGGUACAGAUGAAGCUACAAAAUGAGUCCCUGACAGACAGAAAACAUUUUUGACAAUCUCAUAUUAUGAUUCCCUGUUUAAAUUACUACCAAGCACAUAAAUGGCACAAUUUCACAAAUGGAUUGACAUAACAAAUCACUUUAAAUAAUUAUUCAACACAAGACAAAUUGUAGUAUGUAGGCACAAACUUGAAUGGUCACAAAUAAGGAAUGCACAAAUAGAGUUGUAUGGGCACAAAUAGGAUUGUACUAGAGACAAUGUGAUGAUUAAGGCACAAACUAUGGUCGUGGCAGACCAAUAGAACUGGAGCUGAAUAUACAGUACAAACAAAAAGCAACAUGAAUGGAUCCCUUUAAGCACAAAUACAACUCCCCACUUCACCUUCUCUUAUCUUCUACAGUAAUGGACCAAACAAUGUGGCAAUCGCUAUUGGACCAAAUCAGAUGAAAGUCGGAUUGUAAGGCAGUCUCUAUUUAUUUAUACUCAUAAACAGAAUGGCAGUGCUUCCUGCUUUAAUAUUGUCUGAAUUUAAACCAAGAGCAAUUUUCCAUUUGACUAUUUCAACUAAUCAAGCCAGAUAGAGAACUCAUACAAUCACACAGUAUUGUUUUAAUCUGCCAAGACCUUUUCCCGUAAGCAUUUACUUACCUUCAUUACACACUCAGCAAAGAUUUGAAACAUGCUGUUGACAUAAGUCAAAAGUACAAGCUAAAUAAGGAGGCACCUUUUCCCCACAACAUAGCCCAAUUUAGUAAAACUAUACUUGACCUGUCACUCUUCUCAAUUGAUUUACAAAAUUAUUCCAUUUUAGCUAACUUUAUUUUUUACAGAGGAUUCCUUUAUUUAUUUUUUUAGCACAAUGUUCAAAGCCAUGGUGUUGAUGAUUAAAUUGACUAUAUUUAUUUUACUAUAUAAUAUUCUGUGUAUGUUGGUGUACAUUUCAUUGAAUAUUUGAAUAUUUCUCCAUUUUGUAGCUGGUAUACCUUAUCUGUGAUUAUGGGAGUGUAAAAUGAGUUGGAAGAUGGUUUGGGGGGGGGGUACAGUACGUUUACCUUGUGGGAUCCCAAUGUAGACUUUAUGAUGGUAUAUUGUCGAACUCUGGCGAGCUCUGGUUCUCAUGCGUUCCUCUCUCAGCUGCUUAUAAAGAGGCGUAGCCCUCCAGAUAAGAACACAUGAAUAAGCAUCUCCAUACAGUAGGUUACUGCACUAUCCCACCAGUCUUUGGUUUAAGUUCUAGUCAAGCUUUGUUUUAGUCAUUGGCCUGGAGCCAGUUGCUCUUGUAAUUGUACCAUGUCGAAAUCGCUCACAUUAAAAGUCUGUAAAUAUUAGUGUCUGUAGGAUUCUACAACCAAUAACAAUCAAAUUAUUAUAAAGAUAGAACAAAACUUGUGAAAUAUUUAAAUGUCUUAACACUGCAGAACUGUUUUAACAGAUCAUGUGGAAGAAAAUACUAUUGAAUGUGAAUAUGAAAGCACUUUUUCACUUAAUCUAAAAUAAGUAUUGUUUUCUUUUUGUUCUGUCUGCAUAUUGGUACGCUCAAUGUUUGCCCUAGCUUAGGUACAGUCUGUGUUAAAGCAAUAUCUUAUUAUAUAUAUAUUAUACUGCUGGAGCUACGGGAUGGGAGGAUACAACCUCUAUAGGGAAAAUAAAUAGUGGUCAGACACUGCCCCUUUGUAGCUAAAGUGUUAUAGUGAAUCUCAACAUAAUAUAUGAGUGUGUGGAUUUGUGGAUUUGUGUGUCUGAAUCUGUGUUAGUGUAGAUUUCUUCUGAUAAUAAGUGGGUGCAGGGCCUUACCAAGCACUCUCUCUUCAGCCAUGAUGAUUGUACAGUAUUGAAGCUACAUGUGUAAUAAUGAUUUGUGGAUAUAACUGCACAUAUCAAUAAAGAAUAAACAACUUG
Molecule: messenger RNA, 6005 nt
Organism: Oncorhynchus gorbuscha (pink salmon)
Lineage: Eukaryota; Metazoa; Chordata; Actinopteri; Salmoniformes; Salmonidae
Product: sodium-dependent neutral amino acid transporter SLC6A17-like
Exons: 12
Coding region: 330-2597 (755 amino acids)
Biological process (GO): L-leucine transport; alanine transport; glycine transport
Cellular component (GO): plasma membrane; synaptic vesicle
Source: RefSeq, a predicted model, not a curated record